AUGGCAGGACCACAGGACGUGGUGCCUGUCCUCUUCGCGUUCCCCACAUUCGCAUUCCGCGGCGCUCCGGAGACGCAUAUCGCACAGGCGCUUGUUAAAGCACCCAUGCCCCCACCGACUCCAACGUCGUCGGAGGAGUGGGAGGGCGGCGGCGGCGCCGGGCCGCUGGACGGCGCCGCGCUGCGCCGGUUGGCGGCCGGCCGGCGCCUGCCCGCCACGCCCGCGCCGCGCCCAGCUGACCCAGACAUCGACGGCGUGCCAGUGGACGAGGACAUAGACGGCGUGCCGCUGGACGGCGGCUCGGGCGGGUCGGGCGGCGGCUCGCCGGCGGGCGCGUUCGUGCCGUCCCGCUGGGAGAGCGUGGAGCCCGCCGCCUGGCGCCGCUCGCCGCCGCGCGCGCCCACGCCGCCCGCGCCGCCGCCGCCGCCGCCGCCCGCCAUCUCCGCCGCGCAGACAGACAGCGAGGAGCAGUCGCUGAAGCGAGAGACGCUGCGCGAGAUCGAAGUGCGCGUGCUGAAGUACGCCGACGAGCUGGAGGCCGGUGCCCGCCCGCGCCGCGCCGGCCUGGCCGCGACCCAGCAGGUGCAGCACUACCGCCGCAAGCUCAUCAAGAAGGCGGCGCGUGAGGCGAAGGAUGCGGCGGCGGCGGCGGCGGCGGCGGAGGCGCGCGACUCGCCGGAACCGCGCCGGCGCUCGCCGGACGACGACGCCUACUCAACAUCAUCAAAAAAAUCAAAGAAAUCUCGGGAGCCCUCAUUAUCGCCACCACGAGAAAAGAGAUCUCGAUAUAGUGAAAGAAAAUCGCGGUCUCGCUCGAGGUCACGGGAGAGGGAGCGUUCGCGGGAGCGGGAGCGGGAGAGGUCGCGGGAGCGGGAGCGACGGCGCCGCUCGCCCGCCACGCCGCCCGCCCACCACCACCGCAAACAUCCCAAGCACGCCAAGUACAAGUACUGAGCCCGCCCGAGACACGCGACGUUGAGCCAGCGUUCACUGUAAAUAUAUUAUGUCGACUGAUACGAUGUCUUUUAAUUUGCUACUUCGCUUCUGACUCCUCCUUUAUUGACGGCCAGU
Ostrinia furnacalis (Asian corn borer) is the source of this 1071-nucleotide messenger RNA. RefSeq names its product U2 snRNP-associated SURP motif-containing protein-like. The transcript has 7 exons. Lineage: Eukaryota; Metazoa; Arthropoda; Insecta; Lepidoptera; Crambidae. Gene Ontology annotation, molecular function: RNA binding. Bases 1 to 954 code for a protein of 317 amino acids. The record is from RefSeq and is a predicted model, not a curated record.